Molecule: messenger RNA, 3039 nt
Organism: Zasmidium cellare ATCC 36951
Lineage: Eukaryota; Fungi; Ascomycota; Dothideomycetes; Mycosphaerellales; Mycosphaerellaceae
Exons: 5
Coding region: 1-3039 (1012 amino acids)
Molecular function (GO): protein binding
Source: RefSeq, a predicted model, not a curated record
AUGGCACCCACGCCGCACUCCGUGUUACCGGAAACGACGAGGCCGGCGGGCGAUGCGUUCGAUUUCUUCCAACCACCCAUCGCCGUCAGCGUGGGCGACCCAGCGACCACCUUCCAAAUAAAUGCAAACAUCCUAUGCACUUCUUCGGGCUACUUCCAGGCAAUACUCUUGGAGAAGAAGCCACACGGCAAACAGAUAUCCAUAGAGCUGCCUCGGCAUGAACCUGCGGCGUUCAACAUCUACUUGAACUGGCGCCAUCGAGGCAAACUCUUCAUCAACCAGCCAACCGGAAAGAACGCAAAGGGCAACGAAGAUGUCUUUCGCGAAUCUUUCUGGGAGAACAUGUUGGAAGCAUACUUCUUGGGCAACAAGAUCGACGACACAGAUUUCGAGGACGCCCUUCUGGACUCGGCGCUUCUCGCAAUGCUCGGCGAUGAUGAAGGCGUGACAUGGUACCCGGGCCGCCGCAUUCGACAACGUCUUUACGAGCGCACCUCUCCUGGCUGCUGCAUGCGACGCUUGUUCGUACACAUGGCGGCUUCUUUGACCAACGUGAAGCAGCUGGUUCAUGACGAUGACCCUCUCACCUUCCUGCAAGAGCUUCAACGAGAACUGGCGAGCGGCAAAGAAGAGGAUACAUAUCAAAUUGGUGUGGAACGCGCUUUCCACGAGCAUGCUCUCGAAGAGAAGAAUUGCUAUCGUCGGCGGAAUAUUAGGAGAUGCUUAUUCUCAAACCCGUUGAAGUCGGACGCGCCGCGUUUUGGGGGCUGGAAAGACCUCGAAGCGCUGGCUUGCGUUGCCGCCCACCCACUCUUCUGCUAUUCUAAUAACGUGCAGGAUUCCUGGAUGGUGCGGCCGCUAUGGCUGUGCCGCUUAUGCCGCAUGUUUUUCGUUGAGUUUGUUCGUUCAGCACAGAGUUUCCAGGUUCCUCACUACCGACGAAAUCCAAGUGCGAACGACAGUAUCGCUACAGAAUCGCAUCAGCCUCCUAGCAGCGAGCAGUCCAACACCGCCUUUAAUAAUGCCUCCAUCUACGACAAGCUCCCAGGACUCUGGUUCGAGACAUGCAAUGACGACGAGGGCAACCCACCAUGUACAGCAUACUGCCACAAGAACGAUACAUCAUGCCAGUCACUUGCCGGCGGAGUUGUCUCUGCAUGUAAGGAUCUGUGGUCGACGUAUAAUGGAGACAGAGACAGGACAUCGGAUCCGGCGCCAGGAUGGUCACUAUACUACACAACUUACGGCCAAGAUCCGAGUCUGAUGUCCACCACUAUUGACGUUUACAAAACAUUCAGCACUGCUAGUGUUGCUGUGACCAAGCAAAACGUUCACACGAACGAGACGAAUCGUCAAGUCACGAUAACACCAGUAUAUGCGCUUGGACGACCGUCUCCAAGCGUGAAAGUGACGACAGCCACGGAGUGGGCAGUAUCGAACAGUUGGCUAACAAAGCCUACGCCGAGCUGCAGAUACGUCACCUUGUCGACGAGCAACGACUGUGGCAAAUGCUCGAUAUAUGGGGGAUCUGUUGAGCUGUAUUACUGGCCGCCGACGACUAAUACCGACACUGCGAUGUCAACGCCUGCAACGCGGUCUAUGGAACUCACGAACGGCAUAACGCUCUUCUCUCCCACGGUGUACAUCUCGCUCUCGACUGUGUAUGCAUCCAACUGGUGCACUCGAGUCGGUCAGAACCAUACUGGCACACUUCUCGCGAUGAAUCCUACAGAUGUUUCGACUCAAUGGCACUGGGGUGGAAAGGUUGGCCAGAGCGCAGCCAACUCGUAUGGCCCAAUCAACUACACCGACCUCGCUGGCUUGACCCCUGUUACCGACUACGAGCAGCAGCCAUCGUGCAUCAUGUUCGGCUGCUCGACAAUAUUUCCAACUUGGAAUCCGACGCUUGUCGUGCCCUCAGCUUUGCGAACCUUGGCCCCAGAAUGGGCGGACUGUGGGGCGGCGCUGGAAGGCCUUUACGACCCCCCAAUUGCUUUGACCGAACAAGCGGUCAUGGCCACCCCGACCUUGCCUGUUGCCAACGUCAUCACAAUGACUACCGCGACUUCUGCUGUCUCUUACGAAACAGCUAGUCAAUGCUCUGCGCCUUCAAGUUCAACGCCAACGAAGACGAGCGAUCCAUCCACUACAGCUGACGCAGGGUCGAAAAAUCAAGCAAGCGACCUCGCAAGUCUCAUCGCAGACGGUGGGGAAUCAUCACAAGGCUCUUCAAUCUCGAACCAUGAAGAUACGGCAAGCUUCUCUAAUUCUCCAUCGACCGACAGACCACUGGCAGAGACUCCGACUGUCAGUCCGACGACACAAGUGGCGAGAGUUUCUUCAUCGGCGCCGCCGUUGUCCGCCGUUGUCACUGAAGAGCAGACGACCAAUGUUGCUGGCUACAUCGCAUCUAUUAUGUCCCUCAUCGUACAAGCGACUACUCUUACGAGCUUCAAGCUUGUAUCUGAUGAAUCAAGAGCUCAUGCUUCCAGCACCGCACAAUCAACAACAAUAAUUGCCAGUCAAGGGACGGCAUCUAGCACAUCCAGUGUAGGGGUCACAUCCGAGGCCGAGGCUUCCAGUCGCAAACCUGAUGCUGACACUGCCGUCUCUUGGCCGACUCCAACUGUUCAUCGAAACGAGCAAGGCGACUUCAUCGUCAAUGGCAUGACUCUUGCACCCGGAUCACCGAUCACACUUCUCCACGGAUCAUCUCAACUGACGGUCGCUAUGGCCGUCACAGGUGGCAAGACAUUAAUCCAACUCGGCGCGACACGUACUGCAUCUCUGGGUCCACCGACAACAUCUCCAUCGGCCCCAUCAAGUGACCCUAGCCAAAGUAAGGCCACGAACUCGACGAAUUCUUCCUCAUCUACUAUUCGAAUAUCUUCAACAGCUUUAUCCUCCACAAGCAACGUGGUGGAGCCUCGUCCUUCUGCAACGUCUGCAGCACAACGCAUCAACGUCCGUUUUCAGAUCUGGGCCGCAGCCACCUUGACGACGGUCGUUUGGCUGGCGCUGUCCUUGAUUGCAAAUUAG